UGAGGUGAGCACGUUGAAGUCCAAAAACAAUAAGAUAGUUAGAAGUUAGGUUUUCACAUUUAUUAAUUUUUCAUCUAUAAAGUUCUUAUUUAUUUAUUUAUUUAUUUAUACCUUACUCUAGAAAUUAAUAUAACUACAAGUAUAUCAUAUAGUAGUACCAUCAUAUUCUUUCAUAUAUAUCAACACCACACCAUUUAACUCUCUUCACUCUCAACACCCAAAAACAGAGCAACCCCAAAAAAACAGAGCAACCCCAAAAAACAGGGGAGCAAGAAAAGAAGUUAAAAAUGGCGAAUUUCUCUAAAACUAUGAUGUGGGUAGUUGUGAUUUUUGGGCUAAUUUCAAUCGGAAGCUUGAAUGUGGAGGGUCAGAUGAUGUCUCCGGCGUCGGCUCCGGCGGAGGGGCCGGGAACGGCGGGGUCAGACUGUAUGAGUCUGAUAUACAAUAUGUCAGAUUGUUUGACUUAUGUUGAGAAAGGGAGUAAAUCAGCAAAACCUGAUAAAAAUUGUUGCCCUGAAUUAGCUGGAAUGUUGGAUACUAAUCCAAUUUGUUUGUGUCAAAUGUUGGGUAAAAGUAAGGAUUUUCCAAUUGAUUUGGAUCUUAAGAAAGCUCUUAAAUUGCCUUCUGUUUGUGGUCUUCAAACUCCUGAUGUUAGCUUGUGUUCAGCGGCUGGGUACCCAGUAGGUGCACCAUCAGCAGGAGGACCUUCAUCAGCAGUUUCAGCACCACUAGCCGGGAUGUCACCGGAUGCAGGUGGGAUGUCGCCGGAGGCAGCAGGAGGAGACUCAGGGAAGAAUGGAGCCUCAUCAAGUGCACAUUUCAAUGUAGCUUAUCUUGUUGCUGGCUUUGCAAUGGCAUUCACAUUAUUUAAACUUUGAAGAGUAGAUCAAAUUAUGUCCUUUGAAGGAUGAUCAAUUUAGUUCAUGUUUGUUUAAAUGUUUUAAUUAUACUUCCCUAUUUAUUUGACCAUUCACAUUUGUAUUUGUUGCUGUUGGAAUUUGUUACUGUACUUAAUUUUAACUCCUAGUUCAACCAUUCAAAUUAAUAAUAAUAAUUAAGGCAGGAGAUUUUAUUCAAUUA
Messenger RNA from Chenopodium quinoa (quinoa), 1080 nucleotides. RefSeq names its product non-specific lipid transfer protein GPI-anchored 2-like. Lineage: Eukaryota; Viridiplantae; Streptophyta; Magnoliopsida; Caryophyllales; Amaranthaceae. Bases 288 to 878 code for a protein of 196 amino acids. The transcript is spliced from 3 exons. The record is from RefSeq and is a predicted model, not a curated record.